Molecule: messenger RNA, 875 nt
Organism: Tarenaya hassleriana
Lineage: Eukaryota; Viridiplantae; Streptophyta; Magnoliopsida; Brassicales; Cleomaceae
Product: probable signal peptidase complex subunit 2
Exons: 5
Coding region: 161-736 (191 amino acids)
Biological process (GO): protein targeting to ER
Cellular component (GO): membrane; signal peptidase complex
Source: RefSeq, a predicted model, not a curated record
CCUUCCAAUAGACCAUCGGGACCAGGAAAACAGUCUUUCGUUGGACUCCUGCGCUCGUGAAUACCUCCGCUUCGUCUUCGGGAGCUGAAGGAUUUUGCAGAACCCUAGAGAUCUGGUCCCUUUUUCAUACUCUUUUAUCGCUUGAUCGGAUCUGUCCGCCAUGGAAGAGAAGAAGUCAGAAUUGGCCAACAGAAACCCUAAGAAAGCCAACCUUUUGGACCAUCACUCCAUCAAGCACAUCCUCGACGAGUCCAUCUCCGAUAUCGUCACGAGCCGUGGGUACAAGGAGGAUGCGAGGUUAAGCAAUGUUAAGCUGCUUUUAGGGACGAUAAUCAUCGUGGUUGCCCUUGUUGCUCAGUUCUACAAGAAGAAGUUCCCCGAGAACAGGGACUUUUUGAUUGGUUGCAUCGUAUUGUAUGUGGUGCUGAACGCUGUGUUGCAGCUGAUUCUGUACACAAAGGAGAAGAAUGCAAUAUUGUUCACCUAUCCUCCCGAGGGAUCAUUCACAAGCACAGGUUUGGUGGUGUCCUCCAAGUUGCCCAGAUUCUCCGACCAGUACACUCUCUCCAUUGCCAGUGCUGAUCCCAAUUCCAUUUCCGCUGGCAAGCCUGUUCACCUCACCAAAACUGUCACCCAAUGGUUCACAAAAGAUGGAGUACUGGUCGAGGGGUUAUUGUGGAAGGACGUGGAGGCACUAAUGGAGGAGUACGCUGGAGAGAAGAAGAAGAAGAAAUGAACUUGUUUGAAAGAGUUAGUAUUAUUUACUUUCAGAUACUAAAAAGUACAAAAAAAAAUUGAAAUGAGGCAGUGACCCUUUGGAGAAUGAUUACAGAUAUACAUUAUUAAAUCCGUUUUAGGAGUGAUUUUUAUUUUGA